AUGACAGAGUGCAAGGACGAAAGAACAGCGGGAGUUUCUGAAGAUCAAGCAUUGAACGAUACCAUUACUUGGCGGCCUGAGUUCUCGACUCGCCGGCCAAUCAAUGGCAUCUGCGAUGAUGAGAACAUUCCGUGGAUCGAUGUACGCGAUGCACUGUGGCAGGAUCUGGACGCCGAUGAGGGUGCCGGAGAACAAUCAGGAGAAACCAAAAGGACCGCCCUCCAGGCAUUCAUGGUAGAUGAGGAGCUACCCGAUACCUUGUUGGUCGACGAAGACAUAGAAGAGUUUUUCUCAGGUGCCAGUCUAGAACUAUUGCGAGCAAAAGUAUGGCGAGGUCCAGUCUUGUUGCGCAAGGCAUGGGUUGCUGAAGGGACACGCAACCGGUUCGAGGCGAGCCCGGAAUGGCUCACAGCCCACGAUUUGUAUCAUAAGUUGAUCAAGCCAAGGUUUUUAUCCGCCGCCGCUAGGUCCAAUUCAGCCAUCCAGCGAGACCCGGAUCUCGACAUAGAGCGUCGUCUAAUUUUCAUCAACGAUCCGGACAAAUGGGACGUCCAUGCACUUGCAGGUACGGCAUCAUAUUACCAGGUUGGUGCCUUACGAAACACGUUUUUGAAGUAUCUGGACUUUGAUCCUAGCAUGGAGGUGACUAUGACAACCAGGGGCUGGCCAGUGUUCGAGUUUUCUCUCCACUUACCAUACUAUGCAUGGCGCUGCAGCCCUGCGCCAAACAAAGAUGCUCGGCUCGACACCAGUGGUCGCCCACUCAGGAAAUUCAGAAACGUCUCUAUGCUGAAUGGCAAGUCUGGAAAUGCAUAUCUUUACGAAGGCCAGAUCUCAUUUGUGCUUGCUGGCAUAGAUGAGUGGACGUACGUGGGAUACUGCUUUGUUGACACUUAUUUUGACGGCGACGAUGGGGAAGGUGCUUAUAAGUAUAACGAAGAUUUUGGGAAUGGGUUACACACAAAUCCAGUCAUGUAUGGACUUGCUGACAGGAUCCAAACCACCCAUCAAGCCCGGGACUUUUUUUUAAGAGUGUUCAAUGCUCGCCUCAAACCAAUCAUGCAAGAGUGGAAAGUCGUUGUCAAGAAACUGGGAAAGAGCAUCCGGGAUUCACAUGAUCCGGAAAACGACCUUUGCGAUCAGAUUGGCACUCACACCACCGAGGAGACGACAGAGCAACACGCCGACAAGAUUCGGGCAGAACUCACAUGGAUUGAGAAUACCUGGCCCGUCUUGUCUGAUUCACACGACAAGUUGAAAGCAACAUUGAGCGCCUGGGACAAUUUCACUCGCUUUAAACCGAUCUUCCAGAACAUGAAUCCAGAAGAUCGUACAUGCCAAUCCUUCAAUGCCCUACAGGCCAACUUCUAUCAGUUGACCUGCCUCGAGAAACAAAUGAACUCUUUAGCCUCCAAAUGGAAGAACAGGGAGACACAACUGCGUUGCAAACACACACGGCAUGACAUGGACGUGGGGGCUCAACAACGCAAGUUGGCAGAAACGAGCCAUCAGCUUGCAGAGGUCACCAAGAAGAUGUCGCUCACGAUGGUGUUCAGCUUUCCCCUUGCCUUGGCUUCCGCAAUCUUCUCGAUGCAGCCUCCAGUAUUACCUUUUCCCCUAGUCUGGGAAUCCUUCCUGGUCGCUUUGAUUGUCAUCGGCAUCUUAUGUUUGGCUAUCUACCAUUUCGAAAAUUACAGAGGCUCCUGUUCAAAGCGGUGCUCCGAUAUUGCUACUCGGUUAUCCUUGUAUUGCUCACAGCUCCCCCGAAUGAUCCUACCACUAAAAUUGCCCAGACGGUUUGCGCGGUUUCGCAGGGAUGCCGAAAAUGCCGACACAGAACUACCAACACGGGAGCCCGCCAGCGAACGACCUCAGCAAAUGGGCACACCGGCCUUUGGAAACCCCGCACCCAGUGGUCGGUAGAAGCUCCCAGGACGAGAACCAAAAAUAUGAAUGCCGACUCUGCGGAUCUCCCCAAAAGUAGUGACCAAUUUCAAAACGCUGGCCCAUUCCAGUAUGUUGUGCUACGGCGUUUUGGGAGGAGCAUCAGGUGCUUGAGAGCAUGCGCUCUUCGAAUC
Messenger RNA from Exophiala oligosperma, 2078 nucleotides. RefSeq lists its product as uncharacterized. The record is from RefSeq and is a predicted model, not a curated record. NCBI's taxonomy places the organism in Eukaryota, Fungi, Ascomycota, Eurotiomycetes, Chaetothyriales, Herpotrichiellaceae. The transcript is spliced from 7 exons. Bases 1 to 1923 code for a protein of 640 amino acids.